CCACCACCACCAGCACCAGCCCCGCGCUCGGAGGGGGACCGGGAGGGAUGGACUUCCCGCAGCACAGCCGGCAAGUACUGGAGCAGCUGAACCAGCAGCGACACCUGGGGCUGCUCUGUGACUGCACCUUCGUGGUGGACGGCAUCGACUUCAAGGCCCACAAGGCAGUUCUGGCUGCGUGCAGCGAGUAUUUCCGAACCUUGUUCCUGGACCAGAAAGACGUCGUUCAUCUGGACAUCAGCAAUGCGGCCGGCCUGGGCCAGGUGUUGGAGUUCAUGUACACGGCCAAACUGAACCUGACCUCAGAGAAUGUGCUGGAUGUGCAGGCGGUGGCUGGCUUCCUGCAGAUGCAUGACAUUGUGAAGGCCUGCGAGACAUUCAUCGAUAGUAAACCCUGCACUUUACCAACACCCGUCAACAAGGAGGAGCCACCCCCGCCAAACACUGACGCAGGCGCCGAGUCUCAGAGUAAGGAGGAGAAGGAGGAAAGUAAGCUGCCAUCAGAACAGCCUGAGAAAGAGGAGUUGGACGGAGGAGGAGAAGGAGCAGGAGGCGGAGCAGGAGGAGGGGGGGGAGAGGGGAAAGGAGACUUGAAGGACGAAGGAGGAGUGGAGUCGGAAGAUGAUGAAGCGGCAAUGGAGUUUGAAGACGAUGAAGACGAAGAUUACAAACCAGGAGACAGUGUGAAAGACGCGAUCUCGAAGACCUACGGCAAACGACGCCACAUCCCUGCCAGGAAAAGCACGUUGAGCGACGCCAAAGACAGCAACGACGUGUCAGAGAAUCUCAAUCAAGCCACAGAGGAAAGCGAGUCCAAGAAGGAGCCUGAGGCAGAUCCCAGUGACGGCAGCGAGGAAGAUGAAGAGGAAGAGGAAGAUGAGGAGGAGGAGGACGGGGAGCGGCCGCGGCGGAUCCGCAGGGACAGCCUUACUCGGUCUGAGGACAGCGAGAAGCAAGACCCGGCCACGGAGUCCGAUGCCGCGCUGGACGAUCAGGACGGGGUCCACGACACCAGGCGGAGACGUUUCGGCCCCUACAUCGACCGCACCGAGUCCAGGCCGUAUGGAUCCAUCACGCACAAGUGCGAGGAUUGCGGGAAGGAGUUCACUCACACGGGGAAUUACAAGCGGCACGUGCGGAUACACACGGGGGAGAAACCCUUUUCCUGUCGGGAAUGUAACAAAGCCUUCUCCGACCCCGCGGCCUGCAAAGCGCACGAGAAGACCCACAGCCCAGUGAAGCCGCACUCCUGUGAGGAGUGCGGGAAGAGCUACCGGCUGAUCAGUUUGCUGAACCUGCACAAGAAGCGGCACACGGGCGAAGCCAAGUACAGCUGCGAUGACUGCGGGAAGAUGUUCACCACGUCCGGCAACCUGAAGCGUCAUCAGCUGGUGCACAGCGGCGAGAAGCCGUACCAGUGUGACUACUGCACUCGUUCAUUCUCCGAUCCCACCGCCAAGAUGCGGCACCUGGAGACGCACGACGCCGACAAAGUCCACAAGUGCCCGCACUGCGAGAAGCGGUUCAACCAGCUGGGGAACCUGAAGGCCCACCUCAAGAUCCACAUCAUCGACGGACCCCUGAAGUGCAGGGAAUGCGGGAAGCAAUUCACCACCUCAGGGAAUCUGAAACGUCACCUGCGGAUUCACAGCGGGGAGAAGCCCUACGUGUGCCCACACUGCCAGCGAGCGUUCUCCGACCCCGGAGCCUUGCAGCGGCACGUCCGCAUUCACACAGGUGAGAAGCCCUGUAUCUGCAUCAUCUGUGGGAAAAGCUUUACUCAGGCCAGCUCGCUCAUUGCACAUGUGCGGCAGCACACAGGAGAGAAACCGUACGUCUGUGAUCGCUGCGGGAAACGGUUCACUCAGUCCAGUCAGUUAGCCAACCACAUCCGGCACCACGACAACAUCCGACCGCAUCAGUGUCACAUCUGCAACAAAGCCUUUGUCAACGCCGGAGACCUGGCCAAACACGUCAUCAUUCACACCGGUGAAAAGCCCUAUCUCUGCGACACGUGUGGCCGGGGCUUCAACCGUGUGGACAAUCUGCGCUCGCACGUCAAAACCGUGCACCAGGGGAAAACCGUCCUCAAAAAGCUCAAAGGCAAAGAUGACGAUGAUGAGGAAGAGGAAGAGGAGAGGAACGUGGUCACCGUGACGACCGACACCAUGGUUACUCUAGCCGCGGAGGCAUUGGCUGCGACUGCGGUCACCCAGCUGACAGUGGUGCCUGUGGCGACAGCAGUGACUGCGGACGAGACGGAGGUGCUGAAGGCAGAGAUCACAAAGGCCGUGGAACAGGUUCAGGAAGCAGAUCCCAACGCGCACAUCCUAUACGCCUGCGACUCCUGUGGGGAGAAGUUCCUGGACGCCAACAGCCUGGCUCAGCACGUGCGGAUUCACACAGCUCAGGCCCUGGUUAUGUUUCAGGCGGACACAGACUUUUACCAGCAAUACAGCAACGGCACUUGGCAGGCAGAGCAUGUCAUCCAGCCAGCGGAGCUGCUCUUUCGGACACGCGACGGAGCCGAGCUCCAGCCCAACGGAGCCGAGCAGACUCCGGUCCUGAGCUGCCAGAACCCCUCGCAGUGAGGGCCACGCCCAGUCGCACAGACGUCGCUUCAGCGACGUUGGGAUAAAAGCCGCGGCCUCUGGCCCUCAGCGAAGGCGAAGGAUUCUACACCACCCGGAGGAAAGGCGAGAGCUCUUUCCGUGUAGAUCGUCACAUUGUGAGACCGAGGUGAAUGUGCUGAGAACGGCUGAGGAUUCAGGCCCAAAGGCCUCUGUUAAAGGCAGGAUCUCAGUGAACUCAUGGUACUCUGCGGUGGUUGCAAGGAGAUACUCUGCUUGCUGCACUCUCGUCCCCUCCCUCCCUCCCACGGUUACUCAGCAUGGUCAGAUUGAGUGGCUGCAGCACCCCAGGAAUUAAACCCAUUACUGCCAACCUGAGGAGCAAGCAGCAUGCACACGCUCCCAGUCAGUCUGAAUGCAAACACGUUGGAAUCAAGACCGGGUGGAAGUCUGAUGGGUUGCCUCGGCUUCCCCCAUUACGGUUCCUCUCUGCUCAGCGAGCUAGUAAUAAGGACAAGUGGCAGCUUAUUCUCCCUUCAACGCAACACUGGCAACUACUGAGAACAGGGAACCUGCUGAGCACAUACAUACAGAGGCCAGGACUCCACUGCCAGUCAGUGCAGGACUCGGAAACACAAAGUCCUUCAGGAGCAUUUCAGUACAAUUGGAUCUGGAUUGUACCUUCCCCCCACCCCACCCCCCUCCUCAAGUUGGAAUAUGUCCUGUUAAUUAUUUAUAAUAAGAAAAUAAAUGAUGGUUGAUUU
This is a messenger RNA of Callorhinchus milii (elephant shark), 3334 nucleotides long. RefSeq names its product zinc finger and BTB domain containing 17 (gene zbtb17). The coding region runs from base 48 to 2591 and encodes 847 amino acids. The transcript is spliced from 15 exons. The record is from RefSeq and is a predicted model, not a curated record. Lineage: Eukaryota; Metazoa; Chordata; Chondrichthyes; Chimaeriformes; Callorhinchidae. Gene Ontology annotation, molecular function: protein binding. Gene Ontology annotation, cellular component: nucleus.